AUCUAAGUUUAACACAGCAGGGCGAGCGAGAGGCAGAGAGAGAGAGACCCAGAGGUCGACACCAGUGGGAAUAGGGGACUGUCUAGGUGGAGGACUUGCUUUUCAUGUGCUCUGUUAGACUAGACUGUCUUUAGUUUACUGGCUCGAAAACCACCAUAUUUAUAUAUCUAUUUAUUGUUCUCCUGCAUUCUGUUGGUUUUGUUUCUUUUUGUACCUUUUCACCAAUUCUCUUGAUACUUGAGUCCUUUUUUUCUAUCCACUGAGGGUUUUUUGAAAUCGAGCAGCCAUGAAUAUCGCGUCGUGCGCCAGGUGUGGGUUCACUGUUUACCCUGCCGAGAAAAUCAACUGCAUGAAUCAGAACUGGCACAAAGCAUGCUUUCACUGCGAGGUCUGUAAGAUGGUCUUAACUCCCAAGAACUUUGUGAGCCAUCAGAAGAGGCCUUUCUGCCAAGUGCACAACCCCAAGAACAACACUUUCACCAGCGUAUACGAGACCCCGAUCAACAUGAAUGCUAAGAAGCAGGCCGAUGCCGUGAGCGAGCUCAAGUAUCGGGAGGAAGGGGAGCGCUUCAAGUCCACGUUCCACUAUGACAUGGGCUCCAGGGAGCUGGAGAUGGCACGUAAAGCCAGCCAGAUGAACAGUCAGGUGGCCUACACAGCGCAGUAUGCGGAGCAGCAGAGCUAUUACUCCUCCCAGACCGUGUCCCAUCAGGAGAUGGUGCGAGUGGCCCAGGCUCAGCAGAACAUCAGCAACAUUCAGUAUAAGAAGGGGCACGAGGAGACCAUGACUCAGUUCACCUCCAUCACCGACUCCCCUGAGAUGAUCCACGCCAAGGCUGGUGCCACCCUGGCCAGCGAUGUGAAGUACACGGAGGAGUAUGAACAGUCCAAAGGCAAGGGCAGCUUCCCCGCCAUGAUCACCCCGGGAUAUGAACAGGCCAGGAAGGCAGCCACGCUGGCCAGCAACGUGGAGUAUAAGAAGGGCCAUGACAUGUCGAAGUAUACAGCCGUGGCUGACACCCCAGAAGUCCUCUUGGCCAAAGCCCAGAGCCAGAUCACCAGCGACUAUGCCUAUACUGAGGGCUAUGAGCAGCAGAGAGGGAAAGGCAGUUUCCCCGCCCAUUUCACGCCUGGAUACCAGGUGGCCAAGAAGGCAUCAGAGAUGGCCAGCAAGGUGAAGUACCAGCAGAAGUAUGAGCAGGAGAUGAGGGGGAAGGCCUGUACCGAGGUGGGCGUCGCCGAGAUGACUCAGGCCCGCGAGAACGCAGCACACUGCAGCCAGCUGGCCUACACAGAGGAGUAUGAGCAGCAGCGAGGGAAGGGCAGUUUCCCGGCCAUGAUCACCCCAGCAUACAUGCAGGCCAAGAAAGCCAACGAACUGGCCAGCAAUUUGAAGUACAGGAAGGACAGAAACAAGAUGGCUGCCUCUCAAUACCACACGCUGAACCCUGAGGACAACCUGGCCAUGAAAAACGCUCGCAAGAUAAACAAGAUCGUCAGUGAGGUUGAGUACAAGAAGGACCUUGAGACCACCAGAGGCCACAGCAUCAACUACUGUGAGACGCCACAGUUCAAGACUGCCAGCAAGAGUGCCCAGCUCGCCAGCGAUAACAAAUACAAGGAGAAGUACACCAACCACAUGAAGGGGCACUAUGAAGGCUCUGGCAUGGACAAGAACACCAUGCACGCCAUGAAAGUCAGGAAGCUGGCUAGCGACAUUGCAUACAAGUCAGACAGUCAAACAGAGCAGGCGGAGUACAACUAUCCUGCCACCAUCACCCCCGGAUACCAGACCACCAGGAAACUAGACCCACUGAAGGACAAGAACUACCGGCAGCACGUUGACAAGCUGAAGUACCAUGCCUACGCCGAGACCCCUGACAUCGCACAGGCCAAGAUCAACGCGCAGCAGCUCAGCAAUCUGAACUACAAAGCUGACUAUGAAAAAACCAAGAACCAGUAUACGCUUGCCGGAGACUUGCCGGAGCUCAAGAAAGCCAAAGCCAACGCAGAACUCAUCAGUGGUAUCAAGUACAAGGAGGAGUGGGAGAAGACCAAGUCCAAGGCGUGUGACAUCGGCAUGGACACCCUGACUAUCAAAGCUGCCAAGGCGUCCGGAGACCUCGCUAGCGAUAUCAAGUACAAGGAGGAAUUCAAUAAGACGAAGGAGAAGUCAGUGGGGUUGAACGUCAGUGACUCCAAGACCCUGCACUCCCUUCAGGUGGCCAAGCUGAGCAGUCAGAUCGCCUACAAGAAGGACUCCAAGGAGAUGCAGACACAGUGCCACCUGCCCAAGGACUUAAUGAACCUGAGCCACGCCAAGAAGGCCCAGGCCCUGGCCUCAGACCUGGAGUACCGCAAGAAGCUGCACGAGUACACCGUACUGCCGGACGACAUGAAGGUCCAGCAGGCCAAGAAGGCCUACAGCUUGCAGAGCGAGAAUGUAUAUCGCUCCGACCUGAACUGGAUGAAGGGAGUGGGCUGGGACGCGGAGGGCUGCGUGGACAUCUCCCAGGCCAAGAAGGCAGGAGAAAUGCUCAGCGACAACAAGUAUCGUCAGAAGGUGGACAAGGUGAAGUUCACACAGGUGGCAGACACUCCCCAGAUCAAACACGCCAAGAAGAGCCAGGAGCUACAGAGCGAUCUGUCGUACAAAGCGGAUUCAGAGCAGAUCAUCCACCAGUACACCAUGAACCAGGACGAGCCGCUGUUCAGACAGGCCAAGGCCAACGCAGAGCUCAUUAGCGACAAAUCGUACAAGAGCAGCUGGGAGCAGGAGAGGGAGAAGGGCUUCGAGCUCCGUAUGGAUGCCCUGUCCAUCCUCACAGCCAAGGCCAAGAGAGACCUGGCUAGCAAUAUCAAGUACAAGCAGGACUACGAGCAGACGAAGGGCAAGAUGAUUGGCGUGAAGACGGUGGCGGACGACUCCCAGCUGGCCCACUCCUUCAAGGCCUCCAAGCUGCAGAGUGGCCUGACCUACAAGAAGGAGUACGAGGACACCAAGAACAAGCACAACGCCUCCCUGGACAUGAUGAUGCUCUCCCAUGCCAAGAAGGCCCAGGACAUGGCCACUGACAUCAACUACAGGACGUAUCUGCACGAGUACACCACCAUGCCCACCGACAUGAAGGUGCAGUGGGCCAAGAACGCCUACAACCUGCAGAGUGACAAAACCUAUCGCUCUGACCUGAACUGGAUGAAGGGAGUGGGCUGGAUGGCCGGGGAAUCCCUGGACGCGCGGCAGGCCAAGAAGGCUGGAGACCUCAUCAGCGAGAAAAAGUACCGUCAGCAUGUGUCAGAUUUGAAGUUCACGAGUGUGGAGGACACACUGGAGAUGGUGCAGGCCAAACGCAGUAACAAGCUGGCCCUGGAUCGUCUGUACAGGGAGAAGGGCGAGAGUGAGAAGCACAACUACACCCUCACUGGUGACCUGCCCGAGCACGUCCAGGCCAAGCAGAACGCCAUGAACAUCAGCGAUACGCGUUACAAGCAGUCUUGGACCAAGAUCAGGGAUGCAGGAUACCAGCUUCGUCUGGAUGCCAUUCCAUUCCAGGCCGCCAAAGCUUCCAACGAGAUCCUCAGCGAUCAAAAGUACAGGGAGCAGUUUGAGAAGACUAAGGGCAAGAUGAUUGGCCUGAAGGGUCUGCAAGAUGACAUCAACAUCGCUCACUCUGUCAACGCCAGCAAAUUGCAGAGCGAUAUCAGCUAUAAGAAGGACUCGACCAAGGGGCACUCGCAGUUCCACCUGCCCAUGGACAUGCUGGAGGUGUCGCAUGCCAAGAAGGCCCAGGCCCUGGCCAGCGAGCAGGACUACCGCCGUGUGCUGCACGAGUACACGUCGCUACCCGACGACAUGAAGGUGCUGCACGCCAGGAGAGCAUACGACCUGCACAGUGAUAAAAUGUACCGCUCUGACCUGAACUACCUGCGGGGCGCUGGCUGGAUCGCUCAAGGAUCUCUACAGAUCGAAGGAUCCAGGAAAGCCACAGACCUCAUCAGUGACAAAAAGUACAGGCAACUGCCCUACUCCCUCAAACACACAUCUGUGGUCGACUCUCCAGACAUCGUCCACGCCAAGCUCAGCAACAAGCUCACCAACGAGCGUUUGUACAAAGAGGCCGGUGAGAACAUGAGACACAACUACACCAUCACCUCCGAGAGGCCUGAGAUCACCCAAGCCAAGAUCAACGCAUCCAACUACAGCGACGUCAAGUAUAAGGAGUCGUGGCACACGCUGAGAGCUCAGGGCUAUAAACUCACCAUGAAGGACAUACCUUUCCAGUCAGCCAAGGCAUCCACAGAUCUCGCCAGUGAUGUCUCGUAUAAACACUCCCAUGUCCUGGAGAAGGGCAAGCACAUUGGCGUGCGUAGCGUCCAGGACGACCCCCUGCUCGCCCACUGUGCCCAGAUGGGUCGUCUCCAUAGCGACCAGCAGUACAGGCGCGACGCGCUGACGGAGAGCGGGAAGUACCACCUGCCCCUCGACCUGGUGAACCUGGUCACCGCCAAGAAGGCCCAGGCUCUGGCCUCCGACCAGGACUACAAGACCCGCCUGCACGAGUACACCGUGCUGCCCGACGACAUGAAGGUCCAAUGGGCCAAGAAGGCCUACGACCUGCAGAGCGAGAAAGUGUACAAGUCAGACCUGAACUACAUGAGGGGUGUUGCUACUGACCUGGCCGGUGCACCUCAGCUCGAGUACGCAAAGAAAGCAGGAGAGCUGAUCAGCGACAUUAAGUAUCGCCAGAACCCUGACAGCAUCAAGUUCACCUCUGUGGCCGACUCACCUGACAUCCUUCAUGCCAAGAACAGUUACAUGCAGUGCAGUGAGAGACUGUAUAAAUCUGGGGACAUGGAUGCCCUUCACAAGUACACUCUGCAUGCAGACGACCCCGACUUUGUUAGAGCGAGGAUGAAUGCCCUGCAGAUCAGCGAUAAAGCGUAUAAGGAGUCCGGCGAGCAGGUGAAGUCAGCCGGGUAUGACCUGAGACUGGACGCCAUCCCCUUCCAGACCGCCAAGGCAUCCAGGGACAUCGCCAGCGAUUUCCGCUACAAGGAGGCGUUUGUGAAAGACAAGGGUCACCAGGUGGGGCUACUGAGUGUCCAAGACGACCCUAAAAUGGUGCACUCCCUCGCCGUGGGCAAACUGCAGAGCAACACAGAGUACAAGAAGCAGUUCCACGAGAACAGGGCCAACUUCAAGAUGCACGCAGACCAGCCAGAGUUCCUACAGGCCAAGAAGAGCCAGGCUCAGGCCAGCGACCUCAGCUAUCGCCAGCGCCUCCACGACUACACCUGUGACCCCGAGCAACUCAACGUCAAGCACGCCAAGAAGGCCUACAACCUGCAGAGCGAUGUGAACUACAGGUCGGACCUGAACUGGACCAGGGGUGUGGGCUGGACCCCUCCCGGUUCCCACAAGGCUGAGAUGGCGCGCCGGGCCGCAGAGCUGGGGCUGAUGACAGAGGGAGUGGGCACAGACGAGGCCAUCGCCAGGUACCAGGAGAUACUGAUGUACCAGCGUCACAUGAUGAUGAUGGAGCAGCAGCAGCAGAUGGAGCAGCAGCAGCUGAUGGAUUUGACCAAUCAGGGGGAGGCUGGGAACGAGUUCCUCCAAUCGGAUAUCAACCCUGACGCCAUGGAGGUGCUGCACGUCAAGAGGAAGAAGCUGCAGACCAUCCAGACCAACUUCAGGAAGGCCACCCCCACCAGGGGCAUCACCCAAGCAGCCGAGACCCAAGCCAUCACCCAGGCCCAGUCAGAGUCCCAGUCCCAGGCUAUUACCCAGUCCCAGUCCCAGUCAGAGUCCCAGUCCAUCACCCAGGCCCAGUCCCAGUCCCAGGCUAUCACACAGGCCCAGGCUGAGGCCCUCGCACAGGCCCAAACACAGGCUGUCACCCACGCCCAGUCUGAAGAGUCUGAGGCCCUCGCACAAUCCACCUCCGCGUCCCAGCUAGCUCAGUCUCUGGCCAUUGCUGAGUCAUCUUCCAAGUCCCACAUGGCCAAGUCCUCCUCUUCCUCCUCCCACUCCACUAAGUCCCAGUCGGUCAUGCAGUCCUCCUCCUCCUCCUCGUCUCAGUCUCAAGUCAUCAAGUCUCAGACCGUUGUCAAGAGCCAGUCUGUCACCAAGUCCUCAAAGUCGGUCAGCCAGUCUGUCACCCAGUCCUCCUCCAGCUCCGCCUCGGCCUCUUCAUCCUCCCAGGCCGCUAUCACCUCCAGGCAGUCGGCCACCCUUGACAUGGCGGCCUCCUUGGCCUCGAGUGAAUCGGCCUCCGCGCUCACCGAUGCCGCGGCCGCCACCUCUAGUCAGUCCGCUUCAGGCACCACCAUUGACAUGGCAGCCCUGGCUGCCGCCAUGCUCAUGGAGCAGGUUGACUAAUGUUGUGUGUGCGGUAGUUGUCUGGUGUUGUUUUGUUUUAAUUAAUAAUGAACUUUUUUCUUCUCUUCAUUUUUUAAAAAUUAGUUUAAACAAAAAAAGUCCUUGCCUUGUCAUAUCAAGCCUCUCAUAGGUCAUUUCAGCGAAAGCUGAAGGAGGUAUAAUGAUUGAAAUGAAGUAUGAGAGGGAUGACUUACAAGGCUAUAGUCAGAAGACGACUGUACUGUAGCAGAGCCUGGUGCUUCUAUUCAUAGACAUAAUAUGCAUGGGUGGUCUCCCAUUGGCUGCCUAAACACGUCCAUUGGCCCUCUGGUUUUGUGAGUAAAGUUACCAUGACAUCAGUGAUGUCAUACACUGUUGUAGGGGUUCCAAUAUGGCUGCCAAACAUGGCCUCCAAAUACGGCCGUCAGUAAUAAUACGGUAUCGAUAUUGUUCCAGAAUAAGCAGCAGCCAAGUGGCAUCUACUGUAUGUGAGAUGAGCAGUUGAGGGCUGUAGGUUAGGAGAAGACGCUAUACUGAAGGGUUUGAUGCAUGUGGGGAAUAAAAAGAGUGAAAGAGGAAUAGAAAGAUGAGAAAGAGAAGAAAGGGAAAUAUCUGCUAAGAACAAUGAAUGAAACUAUGUGUUGGCUUUGAGAGGGGUAGCAGAAAGUGGAUCUGUGUUUCUGUGCAUGUGUAGCCUAAAGUUGGAUUUGCCGAUAGUGUGUGUAUAACUACUGAGCAAGAAAAAAAAUGAGGAGAGUUUAUUUCCGUUGGAGCCAACAGACAGAAUGUCAGUUUUUAUUAUUAUUUGGAGCCAUUACGGAAAUGCAUUAGUUUUACAAAGAGCAAGCUUUGAGUAAGACAAUAAUGCCACACAGCCUUAUGCACAUGUGUUUGGGUCUAACACUUGUGGAAGUUCAAUUAAACGUUUUUUUUAAAUGGUUGGCCUAGUGUUUUAAAAGAGAAAGUAUAUGUGAUUUUUACAUGGAUGACUGACAGGUUCAGUGUAUUGACAUAUAAAGAUAGCCAUAGGCCUGUGGUGACACAUGAGUAAAGUGAAGAACAUGCUUGGUUUUAUGAUACACAAAGCAAAAUAAAUGUUUUUCAAAAGCAA
Molecule: messenger RNA, 7469 nt
Organism: Engraulis encrasicolus (European anchovy)
Lineage: Eukaryota; Metazoa; Chordata; Actinopteri; Clupeiformes; Engraulidae
Gene: nrap
Product: nebulin-related anchoring protein
Exons: 45
Coding region: 287-6379 (2030 amino acids)
Biological process (GO): cardiac muscle thin filament assembly
Cellular component (GO): Z disc
Molecular function (GO): actin filament binding
Source: RefSeq, a predicted model, not a curated record